AUGCUUGUGCGAGGCAUUGCGGCCGGGAUUGGUCUUGCAUCCGAGAGUUACCAGCAUCACAAAGAAAAGAAAUCUACGCAGACACGAGAGGUGAGAGACGACGAGAAUGAUAUAGCAGUGACAAGAGAGGGGCGUGAAUCGCAACAGGACGCUUGCAUAUCGCAACAAAUGGACGAGGCCGCAUGGGAAUUGGAUGAAGCACAAGAUGAUCAAGUUCCCGAAAACAGAUCCAGACCUGCGGCUGCCACCGAUGAGGACGUUACGGGUCUUGCUAAUUCAUUUCUCGUCGCGCAUGCUCGACCUCAUCCCUAUUCCUUGGGCCAGCUCGCUCUACCCGUCGUCAUCACUCAGCGACGCCCCGAGUCUCGUACCAAGGGCUUUAUUCGUGCCUAUUCUCCUCUUCUCGAAGAUGUAAACAUCGAUCAGGCGACUUUUCUCGACUUUCUCGGCAAUCUUAACAAAUCUCUUGCACCCAGUCCCUGGAUCCAAGCUAUCAACUUGGCCGCAUUCGCAGGGCAGAAGAUUCCCGAACCAUUCACAAUCAUGAUAUCGAUUGCUGUCAAGAAGGUAGCCGAUGCAGCCAGUGAGCUCCAAAGCCGCUCGAAAACCAAUCGCUUCCUCGACCAGGUCAAUGAAGACUUCUUUGCGCCCCGCGGCCUGGUCGCCCUGAUCAUGACGUGGAAACCCAGUCAGAAAGACGCCGUGUUGACUAGGGCCGAAUUCGACAUGCAGUCCUCGAUUGCCAAAGCCUCAGAUGCCAGGAAGUCGCGCCGUCUGUUCGAGAGCUCGAGUGGAGCGACAUCGUUUGAGUGGCCGCAAACGGCACCGCUUGUGUUUCCCGCUCUUGAUGAAUUGGAGGGUGAAAAGCAGGCUGCCGUCAAACGCAGUGGUAAAUACGUGGCCGAGUACAUGGAUAGAAGAGCGCGGGCAAAGUGGGCUGGAGAAAACCCCGAGAGCGCUUUGGCCAAUGCUACUAGCAAAGAGAAAUUCUCGUCGAGAUACGCAGAUCCAAAUCACCCGGCAAGUAGUGGAGACCCUAUUGCCUUGUUAACAGGCGGGUAA
Parastagonospora nodorum SN15 is the source of this 1062-nucleotide messenger RNA. RefSeq lists its product as hypothetical. The transcript has a single exon. The coding region runs from base 1 to 1062 and encodes 353 amino acids. NCBI's taxonomy places the organism in Eukaryota, Fungi, Ascomycota, Dothideomycetes, Pleosporales, Phaeosphaeriaceae. The record is from RefSeq and is a predicted model, not a curated record.